CGCGACGGCAGUUCGGCCACGUCCCUGGCCACGUCGCGCUCGCUCCCGCCAUCUUUCGCCGCUUCCUCUCUCAGGGGCUGUCGCCGCGUCCUGAGUCGCUGCCGAGCCCCGGGGCCGCCGUGCCGCGCCGACCGCCGCCGCCAUGAACAUCUUCCGGCUGACUGGGGACCUGUCCCACCUGGCGGCCAUCGUCAUCCUACUUCUGAAGAUCUGGAAGACGCGCUCCUGUGCGGGCAUUUCUGGGAAAAGCCAGCUUCUGUUUGCACUGGUCUUCACAACUCGUUACCUGGAUCUUUUUACUUCAUUCAUUUCAUUAUAUAAUACGUCUAUGAAGCUUAUCUACAUUGCCUGCUCCUACGCCACCGUGUACCUGAUCUACAUGAAAUUUAAGGCCACCUAUGAUGGAAAUCAUGAUACCUUCCGAGUGGAGUUUCUGGUGGUUCCUGUGGGAGGCCUCUCAUUUCUAGUCAAUCAUGACUUCUCUCCUCUUGAGAUCUUAUGGACCUUUUCCAUCUACCUGGAGUCCGUGGCCAUCCUUCCACAGCUCUUCAUGAUCAGCAAGACCGGCGAGGCUGAGACCAUCACCACCCACUACCUCUUCUUUCUGGGCCUCUACCGGGCUCUGUACCUCGUCAACUGGAUCUGGCGUUUCUACUUCGAGGGGUUCUUUGAUCUCAUUGCUGUGGUGGCCGGUGUCGUCCAGACCAUUCUCUAUUGCGACUUCUUCUAUCUGUACAUUACAAAAGUACUCAAGGGAAAGAAGCUCAGCCUGCCAGCGUAAGUGCCAAAGACCAUCAGCCGCGUCUGCCCUUCAGGGUGCUCGGACAGGGUCUCACACAGCGAAGGCGCAGGAUGCUCAGUGUGGAGAAGCAGAGCCGGCUUCUUCUGCGGCAGCCGCUCACUGGUGUCUCUGCAAGGGUGCAGAGGGAAGAGACCAGGAGGCUCUGUCUACUGCAUCCUGCCUUAUCUUUUUUAUUACUAUGUACAAAGAUUUUUUUACACAAAGAAACUUAACGCUGUGUUAAUAAAUUCAGUGUGUAGAUGAAUUGGGGCAGUUCCAAAAGUGACAAUUUUGUGCAGAAUAAGUACAAACCUUUUUUAUUUUUUGAAAAUUUGUUGAGAUGAUCGAUUCUUUGUGUCUACAGUGAAAUUAUACUCCUUGACACGUGGUAGAUUAUCCAAACAUCUGUCAAAUUUCCAUGCUAUUUAUUUUCUUUUUCUUUUUUUUUUCUUUUUUUUUGCCAAAAGAUGAGUUGUGUUUGUUUGAAAUCUGAGACACUGUUCCAUUUGAUGUUUUUGUCUAAAUCAGUCUUCAUUGCCCUGAAGAUUGUCCCUAGAUGUCACAACACUACACUUAAGGUCCAGGAGGAUGACUCAUAAGUCCUAUAGUACCCUUACCAAAACUUCCAGGUUCCCAGUGGAAACAGUUCAGCUGAUGUUCACCAAAUGCUCACCCUUCUCCCUGGUGAGGCGUGGCCCACAAUACCCAGAGGCCCUGAGCCUCUGCCUUCUGAGUGUGGAAAGGGGUGGGGAGUUUUGGACAGAGGACUCUGCUUCUCUGAAGAACGGAACAUAAAUGGCUACCUGUCACUUCAGUCACAAAUCCGAAAGAUCACUGCAACCAUGUCAGCUUCAAAUGUUUUUUUCAUAGCGCUUUUGGUGAUAAAAUGAUUGACAAUCUUUUUAAUUGGCAGCACCAAUUAUCAUUCCUUACAUUCUUUUUAGGUUUUUUUUUUUUUCUUUUUUUUAAACUGGGCUCUUGCAUGACCUAUAUUGUGUUAACAUCCUAAAUAAACAUUUUUUUUUUAAACAGAA
This is a messenger RNA of Meriones unguiculatus (Mongolian gerbil), 1815 nucleotides long. RefSeq names its product KDEL endoplasmic reticulum protein retention receptor 2 (gene Kdelr2). NCBI's taxonomy places the organism in Eukaryota, Metazoa, Chordata, Mammalia, Rodentia, Muridae. The transcript is spliced from 5 exons. The record is from RefSeq and is a predicted model, not a curated record. Gene Ontology annotation, cellular component: cis-Golgi network; membrane; endoplasmic reticulum. Gene Ontology annotation, biological process: protein retention in ER lumen; endoplasmic reticulum to Golgi vesicle-mediated transport. Gene Ontology annotation, molecular function: ER lumen protein retrieval receptor activity. Bases 143 to 781 code for a protein of 212 amino acids.